UCCAGCCACUGCCCGCCGAGGAGAGUGGAGGGGUAGCAGGCUACGUGGUCCAUGAUUUGGUCCGGGAGCUCAUCAUUCUCACUGUCAGCUGAAGAGAAUUUUGUGACGGUGUCGGCUCACUUGAUCAAUCUUGUGCCGCGUGACAAGAUCCGGCGCCUGUCUCUCCAGUUCAACCAAGAGGUGACCCCCACAAUGCCGAGCAGCGGCAUCCUGUCAAAUCUCCGAUCCCUGACCAUCUUUGGGAGCGAUGAAGAGAACCAGCAUGAUCCCUGCCAAUUCCGUUUUCUGCGGGUGUUGGGCCUCGAAGAUGCCGAGGCAUUGAAGAAGAAAGAUCAUCAGCUCCAGAGCAUACACAAGCUGUUUCAGUUGAAGUAUUUGGGGCUCGGUGGAGCGGUCUCUAAGCUCCCAAAACAGAUUCAAGUACUGGAGAACUUGGAGACACUGGAUAUAAGCCGGACGGGGAUCCGGCAAUUAUUGGCCGUGGACGGUCGUGGAUUCGGGAAGCUGGUGCAUCUCCUGGGGACAGACUUGGAGCUGCCAAGUGGUGUGGGGAACAUGAAGGAGCUGCAAGAGCUGUCAAUGGUGGAGGUAAACCAAAGCAGCACAGCGCAGUACGUGCAAGAGCUGGGAAAGCUGGAGAACCUCAGGAUCCUUGGGCUCAAGUGGAGCCUCAAGAAGGAUGACAACGACUGCGAAGGUUGCGAGAAGAGGUUGGUCGAAGCUCUGAAGAAGCUGGGGGGUGCUCAGCCUGCAGUCUCUGUGCCUCGAUGCUGGUAAGAACAGCUCCCUCGAUUUCCUCGAGUCGUGGGAGCCGUCGCUGAAGCUUGGGCAAUUCAAGCUGGCCUGCUCACACUACUACUUCCCUCGGCUUCCAACGAAGAUGGCCGAUGCCAAAAUCCUAGCCUGCCUGGAGAUUGGGAUCGCCACGGUGCAAGAGGGAGAUCUAAAGAUCCUCAGGGGCCUACCUGCACUGAUCUUCCUCAAGCUACGUGUCAAAGCAUCCAGCGGGCUAGUCAUUGGUAACCAGGGGUUCACAAGCCUGGAGGAGUUCUGGUACGAGAGUGGCGACGUCACGGUCACCGGGCUGAAAUUCGAUAAGGGAGCCAUGCCGAAGCUCUGGAAGCUUCGUCUCCGGUGCGAUGCAAGGUCCGUCGUCCAUGCAAGUCCCGAUCUUGGCCUCAUAAACCUCGUUAGCUUGAAGCUUGUCCUUGUCAAGAUGGACUGCGAGGACUCUGAUGGUCCGGCCGUGAAGAACGCCGAGGCUGCCAUCACACGAGCUGCCCAGGGCUCUCCCACAUGCAGACUGGAGAUCACCAUUUCAGUUGAAACAGCCGGGUUGAAGUUUGUGCUGCUGAGUGUCGUCCACCAGCCCUCCACCAGAAGCAUUCCGUCUACUACCUCUACUCGCAUUCUGUUCAUCAUCUUCCGCCGCCGCAGCAGAGACAACUCCGACCUCGUUUCCUCAGCAUUCCGUCGUCGUCUUUCAGAUUACUAGAAACACAACGCACGCUCUGCGCGCCC
Messenger RNA from Panicum hallii, 1521 nucleotides. RefSeq lists its product as uncharacterized. NCBI's taxonomy places the organism in Eukaryota, Viridiplantae, Streptophyta, Magnoliopsida, Poales, Poaceae. The transcript has 3 exons. Bases 881 to 1495 code for a protein of 204 amino acids. The record is from RefSeq and is a predicted model, not a curated record.